CGUGUUAACUACAUAGUGUAACAGUUUUUUAAUCAGAGAUCAAAUAAUUUCAAGUUAAAGAAUAAAGACAAAAUAUUUUAUUCGUUAUUGAAAAUUAGUGAAGGAAUUGAGGAUAUUAUUAAGAUAAAUGAAAUACUUCUUUUUAACAAAUAUUAUUGUGAUGAAACUAACAUAAUUAGAAGUGCAUAACCUAGAAGCAUUGUAAACACAAUGGCUGAAAGAAGUGAUUUAAUCUCCAAAACAUUCCAACGUGCUGAAAAAUAUUUACAGGAAAGAUUAAAAUCAGGAUAUUUACAAAAAUAUGAUCAUUAUAUGGUACCAGGAUAUAAUUUACAUACAUCAUUCGGUACUGAUGAUCGGGAUUUGAAUUAUAUUAAGCAAUUAUAUCAAAAAUUUCCUUAUGAACAUGAUUUACCAAAACCAUUAUUACCUCCAGCUAAAUUACCACGUACUGUAUUACACGAAGAAGAUCCUGCUUUGGAACCUGUUACAGUCAAAUCCUAUAUGAAAAGUGACAUAAAUAGAAUUUUAGAUUAUUAUGAAAAACAUAAAAAUGAUUUUGGACCAAUCUCUAAAAAGGGAGUAAAAUGGUUAAAAAAUAGUGAUAAACUAACUGGUACUGUACUACCUAGAUAUGUUGCAGAAAUAGCUGAACUUGUUGAAUUAGAUCCUGACCCUUAUUUAAAAGGGGAUUACAACUGGUACUAUACAGGAGGAAGUUUAACUAAUGUCACAUUUGGCGAUCAAACUAUUUUAAUCUAUCCUUACGUAGGAGAAUUAAUUGCUUCUCCAUUAAUGCCUAUGGAAAAUGCAUUAUGGAAACCAAUAUUGCAAAAGUCGGAUAAACUUAAUCUUGAUGGUACAUUAUAUGAACUGAGGCCCAACAUUAUUAAUGACAAAUGUAUAAUUUUAGGUAGAUACAAGAAUCAUUGUAUACUGUAUAAGCUUAUUUUAGGAGAAAAUAAAGUUGAAUUAUUUGAAUUCCAUAAAAAAACUUCAACAUUACCAUACGUUAGUGGAGAAGUGUGUCCAUAUAGUGAAGAUUAUUUCUGUACAGUAGAUGUAGAUCGCACACUAUCUUUAUGGAACGUUAACAAAAAAAAAUCUAUUGCAAGCCAUAAAAUAAUUCAUUCUAAAGUCCUGGACGAUAGUUGGGGAAGUGUUAAAUAUCAAUUAUUAGAUACACAUGUAUUGGUAUUUAUUGAUAGAUGCUGUCUCCAUUAUCUUGACACUAGGAUACCUUUUGAUCGACCAUCAUUAUCACUUUGUCCAAAGCAAUUUUUGGAACAAUGUGAAAGUUUAUCAGUAGAAAAAGCUAGUAGACAUAACUCAUGUAGAUACAUAGGUACAUAUCACAAUCUUUUGUUAUGUGAUAAUCGUUCUCCAAAAAAAUGCGUAAGCCAGAAGUGGACACAUCAAUUUCGAAGUACUCCUCUUUUACUUUCUACUUUCAAUCGGAAUAUAGAAGAAAUCCUUGUUUUAUCAAGUCCAUUGGCUGCAGAAAGUUCAAUGAUUUUAAACACAUGGACUUAUGAAAGUCCUCAUUCUUAUUAUUUACCAAUAACUUUACCAAGUAUAAAGGAAACAUUGAAUGAUGCGCAAUUGCAAGGUUUAUGUUUAGAUCCGUAUAUGAAAAAUAGAUUGGAUUUAUGUAAAGCUGGCUCUACGUUAGUAACUAACCCGAAAGGAGAUGUAUUCUUUUUUAUACAAACCUCUAUAGGUGAUGUAUUUUAUCAAUGUAUUACUCACGAAGAUAUACUUGACAAAAAUUCUGAAAUCAAAGUUAGAGCAAUUUCUGCAUUAAAUGCUUGGGAACAUGCAUUAAUGACACAAGAUAAUCCAAUUGCACCUCUUACUAUGUCAAGUAAAUGUGAUAUGAAACACGUAUAUAAAAGCUUUAAUAAUAAGCACUUACAAUUAGACCAACACGAAGAAUUGGAUGAUACUUUUGACCAAAGUUGGAGAAAAUCUAUUGAAGAAUUAAAUUCUUAUGAGGAUAUUUUAGCGCCAGAACUUUUAGCUGUAUGGGGAAUAUCUGAACAGGUUUCCAUUUCGUUGUCAGCAACUCCUCAUCAAAAAGUUUUAAAUUGGUUAGAGAUGAAUAAUGAUAAUGCUGCUUCAUCUGUUCCGGAAGAAAUAGAAUAUAUGGAUAAACCAGACAAUACGCAAGAAUUAAUAAGUGUAUCUCAAAAUCCAAAUAAUAGACAUUUAAAUGAUGUUGAUAAUAAAGAAGAACCAUUUUUACCUAAAGUCAGAACAAAAUCAAUCAAAAGAAGAAAAAAGAGUGCAAAGUAAUGUUGUUGUUUAAAUAUUGUUAUUAUAUAAA
This is a messenger RNA of Polistes canadensis, 2326 nucleotides long. RefSeq lists its product as uncharacterized. NCBI's taxonomy places the organism in Eukaryota, Metazoa, Arthropoda, Insecta, Hymenoptera, Vespidae. Gene Ontology annotation, molecular function: protein binding. The record is from RefSeq and is a predicted model, not a curated record. The transcript has 11 exons. The coding region runs from base 211 to 2295 and encodes 694 amino acids.